Molecule: messenger RNA, 5340 nt
Organism: Salarias fasciatus (jewelled blenny)
Lineage: Eukaryota; Metazoa; Chordata; Actinopteri; Blenniiformes; Blenniidae
Gene: zcchc2
Product: zinc finger, CCHC domain containing 2
Molecular function (GO): nucleic acid binding; zinc ion binding
Source: RefSeq, a predicted model, not a curated record
UCCUCCAGGACGGGAGCAGCUUCACAUCGGUCCCGAGCUUCCCCAGAAUGUCCCCUGGAUCCCGGAUUCCCCUCUGAAACACCCAGGAUGCUGAAGAUGAAGCUGCCGCUGAGACCAGCCGAGGACCGAGGCGACGACACGGCCGAGGACGACCCGCUGGAGCCGCGGGUCCCCGGGCUCAAGCCGGCGGCCCCCGGAGCUCCGGGCUCUCCGCCCCGGCUCGACAAGGAGAGCGUGUUCGAGUGGUUCGGCCUGCAGCUGAACCCGGCCAAGCGGAUCGAGUUCAUGUGCGGACUGCUGCACAUGUGUCAGCCGCUGGAGCUGCGCUUCCUGGGCUCGUACCUGGAGGACCUGGCCAGGAAGGACUACCACGUCUUGCGGGACUUCGAGUGCCGGGCGAACAGCGCCAGCGACCUGGGGCUGCUGGCGGACGCGCGACCGGUGGUGCGGUCCAAGCUGCUGGUGUGCCUGUCGCUGCUGCACUCCGACAACCGGGACUGCGCCGGGAUCCUGUUCCGGAUCCUGAGCCAUGUCGACCCGGCGCUGCUGUGCCAGACCUGCCCGCUGCCCGCGUUCAGGGACCCGGAGCAGGAGCCGGGAGCGGGGCCGGAGCCCGCCGCCGCGGCCCUGGAGCAGCUCGCCCUGCUGUUCACCAUGGCCUCGGUCCACCCGGCCUUCCACUUCCACCAGCGGGAGUCGGUCCGGGAGCGGCUGGAGAAGAUGGAGCUGGCGCUGGAGGAGGAGCGGAGCCGGAGCCGGGGCCGGGGACCGGGCCGGGGCCAGCCGACGGAGCCGGUCGGUCAAACCCCAGAUUUCCUGCCCGGCCCGGUCCUGGGUCUGGGUCUGGGCCCGGUCGAGUGCCGCGCCUCGGCCCCCCACCCCCCCUGUCAGAGCCGGCGGUCCGGCCGCUGGGCGGCCCAGAGAGAAGCGGUGCACAUCGAAGGAAUCGUGCUCACACACAUCUCCCGGACCAGAGGGGACAAGGAGUACCAGUUUGAGGUGAAGUGGUCCGACUCCUCCUCCAGCAGUGUGACCAAAACCCACCUGGAACUGGAGAACUUCCUGCUGCAGCUUCCGCAGGAUCAAUGCAGUGAGACUUUCGAGGAGAGCAUCCUGAGUCUGCUGAGGCAGGGGGACCAGUGCGAGAACCUGGACGUGGAGCGAGACCUCAGGGAGCGGUUCCUGUCGGCUCCUCCGUUCUUCAGGAAGACCCGGACGGUCUGCAGCUUCUUCAACUGUGACUCCAUCCAGCCCGCCUGCUGCCGAUGUUCCUGCCAGCCGGGUUCCGCCUACCAGGGAGACUGUUCUGACGCCUCCAGCCAGGAGGAAGAGCCGUUCGUCAGGGACACAAGAAAAAGCACGGGGUCCAGAAGUCCCCUGACCCCCCCCCCGUCCCGCAGUGCCAAAGGCUCCCAGGCAGACGUCCGGCGGUCGGUUCACGCCGCGGAGCUCAACGGUCCUGCAGAGCGGAGGAAGAAGAGCAGCUCGCUGAGGAGCAGCCAGGAGGCCGAGCAGGAACCCAGGGUCCUCCUGGUCCUCUCUGACCCCCUCCUCUCUCUCAGCACCUCCUCAGCCGACAAGCGGAUCCACCCGGCUGCCAAAAGUAAGAGCAGAGCCCCGCCCCCAGACAGGGACAAGGGGAAGGUCAUAGGUCAAAGGAGUGUCCUUCAUCGCACGGCUCCUUGGUCCCGGCUCUGUCGGCUCGAGGAAAGACGGCGGUUCCGGUCCGGACACGUUCGGCGGACGUCGUCAGAAAGCUACAGCUCUCUCAGCCCGCAGCACCGGGGGAGCCUGGACAGCGAGGACACCACAACAAAGGAACCGGCCUGGGACCGGGACGCGGACUGGGACCGGGUCUGGGGUCCACACCUGGAAAUCCAGAAACCCGAGCGCCCUCUGAUGGCAGACCGUCUCUCCCUCAGACUCGGACAGCCACUCGACGACUGCAGCCAGGGCGCGCCCGUCUUCUUCAGUCGCCGCGGCGACGCGGCGGUCCGAGAUGGAGGCGUUGUGUCCGGAGGCGGGCGCCGGCUUCCCCUCCGCUGUCCUUCAUGCACACCGCCGCCCUACGCUCUGCCCAACGGCGCCGCCGACCCCCCCGGGCUCCCCCCGGACGGCAAGGCGCCGGCGCUGCAGAUGCCCCUCCCCCCCGCCGCGGCGGCGGCCGGGACGCUGGGCGCCGGAGAGGCAGAGAGGAGGCGCGCCCACCCGAUGCUGGUCCAGAGAGAGCGGCGGCCCCCCUGCUGCCCUGCCAGGACGGCCGCCGCCACGGCGCCCCGCUGCCCACGGGGACGCGCCGCUCGCCAAGCUGCCCGGCCUCGGCUGCCGUCCGGCCUGCCCCCUCCCUACGCGCUGCCCGCCGCCGCCGGCCCCCGGGCCCCCCCGGAGCCGCCCCGUCUCCGGGUCACGUCCAGGCGGCCGCCCCGCCGUGCCCACGCACAGCCGGGCCCCGCCCCCAGCCCCAGCCCCGCCCUCACCCACAGCACGGCGCACAGCGACUGCACCUCCUACAGCAACAGCAGCAUCUCUGCGGGGCAGCGCCCGCCGCAGACCGCCACGCCCCCCCAGCAGGGCUGCGGGACCUGCGGCUCAAACAACUGCGGCGGGCGCGGCGGGGGGGGUGAGCGGCGACGCCGGCUGCAGACGCCGCUGUUCUUCCCCGCCCACCAGAUGGCGGCGGCGCGGCAGGUGUUCGGCGGCCCGGCGCCGCUCUUCCAGCUCGCCGGCCUGGGGAGUAACAGCUACCUCACCGCGGCGCACCCCCCCACCAGGCCCACCAGGCCAACGGAGGCCGCCGCGCUGUCGCCCUUCUUCCCCGCCGCCCCGCCCCCGUACCUGCACGGCCACGCCCACAGCCACGCCGACGUGCCGUCGCACGUGCUGGGCAGCGCCGCCGUGGCCGCCGCCUGCUACAGCCUCCAGCAGCAGAUGGCGCCGGCGGCGUCCUUCUGCCAGCGCGUCCUACCAGCAGGUGUACCCCACCCGCUGGGCGUGCUGACCACGGCGGCGCUGGCCGGCGGCGUCAACAAGAAGAACGGCAACGUGUCGUGUUACAACUGCGGCGUGAGCGGACACUACGCCCAGGACUGCAACCAGCCCGCCAUCGACGCCGCGUCGCAGGGUGGUUUCCGAUUGAAGUAUGCAGCGUCCCACGUUUCAGAAGCACUAGACAACACCGACUGAAGAAGAAGAAAGACGGAGGAGCUCCUCCACAGGCUGUGUGUGUUUGUGUGUAUGUGAGAGAGAGAGAGAAAAUGUGUGUGUGUGGUGCUCUGUAGCCUCUGUGUCAACAACUGUAAACGCCUCACUUCCUGUGGGUGCGGCUUCACUUCCUGCGGGUGCGGCUUCACUUCCUGUUGGUGUGGCUUCACUUCCUGUUGGUGCGGCUUCACUUCCUUUUGAUGUGGCUUUACUUCCUGUAAAGUCGCCUCACUUCCUGUGAACGCUGCUUCACUUCCUGCUGGUGCGGCUUCACUUCCUGUGAAUGCCAACUCGCUUCCUGUCGACGUCUCUUCACUUCCUGUUUCACACUUUUUGCACUGAGAGUGAAAAACAUUAACUUAUUGCUUCUGAGACAUUUCUGAGUUUCUUCUUCGUGGGUUUUUCUCCCGGAGGUUUUCUGCUUCCUCCUCGCGGCCGUAGAACAGGAACAGGAACAGGAAGUGUUCAGCCCGUCUGUCGAGUCGCUGGAUGUCGGUCUGAAUGCUUCCUCGCGUCACAUUUUAUGCUUUUAUUUUAAAGAACAAAAGUUUUACCUGGAGAAAAGCACUGAGGCUGUGUGUGUGUGUGUGUGUGUGUGUGUGUGUGUGUUGUGUGUGUGUGUGUGUGUGUGUGUGUGUGUGUGUGGUGUGUGUGUGUGUGUGUGGUGUGUGUGUGUGUGUGUGUGUGUGUGUGUGUGUUGAUGAGAAUCUUCGAGGUUCAGGUUCAGACUGUGUUCCUGGACCAGAUUUAAUUUAACGAUGCCUUCAGGGUCAAAAUGCACUGAGAAAACGGCUUGUCUUCUUUUAUUUUGGUAAAUCAACCUCCGGGUUCCACUUUGGGGUUUGAAGCUGUUGAUCUGAUUUCUGAUGGAGACUGAAGUGGCGGGGCAAACCUUCAACAUGUGACUCCACCCACAUGUUGAAGGUUUGGUUCUGUGAAGCUCGUUUAUUUAUUUGUUUUAAUUUGAAAAAAGCCUCGUUUCGCUGUAAAACCACUCGGUACCACCCAGGUGUCGCCACCCUCCAGCUGUUGUUGUCAGAACUCUGACGUGAUGAGAGGAAGCCGGUUCGAACCCCCGCUGUGCGGCGGCAGCGUCUGAACCUCGGCCCCGCCCCCUUUUAGAGCUGCCAAGUAAACCACACAGGAAGACGACCAGUGUGUGUGUGUGUGUGUGUGUGUGUGUGGUGUGUGUGUGUGUGUUGUGUGUGUGUGUGUGUGUGUGUGUGUUGUGGUGUGUGUGUGUGUGUGUGUGUGUGUGUGUGUGUGUGUGUGUGUGUGUGUGUGUGUGUGUGUGUGUGUGUGUGUGUCCUGCCGUCGGGCUGCGAGCUUCGGAGAGACGAGCCGCUUGUUGUUGAUUUGCUGAAGUUUCUUGUGUUUUGAAAAGCACGCCGAUCAGAUUGUGUGGAUUUAAUGAUUAUUUAAAGUCUGUAAAAAGUCGUUUGGCUCGAGCUUCUCAGAGCGGGACUUCCUCCUCACGAUGUGAUUCAGACACAGGAAAACUUUAUGUUACUGCUGAAGUUUGAGUUUUAAAAAGCAUGGAUUUAAAAAAAAAAUGAGGGUUUUUUGAUUUGGUGAACUGUGUCGUUUCACAGUAAUUCUUCAGAAGUGUUUUAACCAACUCAGUUUGUACAGUGUUCAGAACUCCGUGUGGAGUGUUUUUUGUUUUUGUUUUGUUUUUUUAACGGAUUUUCAGGAGUUGAAUCCAGUAGAAACCGGACCGUGACGGUUUGGAGGUGAAGGACUUUAAAUCCGUCCCGUCGCUGCUCGUCUCUCCGGACCCCCCCCCCCCCACCCCCCGGAUCGAUGCAUUCUCUGCUUCUCGCCGCCGCCGUCGCCAUGUUUGUUUGGGUGGUUCAGAAAGGCCUUGACUGACGUUCUUUCCUUCGCCCGGAGCCUCGGGCCGGAACUGGAGCCGUUCGGCCGACCUGCCGCCGCUGCGAGGAAACACGAAAGUACCGAACUGUCAGAGGCUGCGGCCUCGCUGUGGCCUCGCCUGUGGCCCUGGCCGCGUUCUGCGACCCUCAUGUUUACUGUACUCUUUGAUAUCUGGACUGGAAAAGGUCAAAUAUAUUUCUAGAGCGAACAUUUGGAUUUUAUGCAAACUGAUGUUUGUUUUUUCCUGUAAUUAAAAGCAAUAAA